AUGGAAAUGACUAUGCCCGUUCGUACCCUGAUUGGAGCACUUGCUUGUCAGAAAGAUUCGUACUUGAAGCAGCUAACAACUGUCGUUGUGUCUUGUUCACCGUUAAAGGAGGAAGCACCAAAAAAGGCAGGCAAGAAGUUGUCAGUCACUGAUAGUAAAGAAAAAAGGUCUCUUUAUGAGAUAGAGUUGGAAGAUACUAUACUAUUUCCCGAAGGCGGAGGACAACCCAGUGAUUUAGGGCUUAUAAAGGUUGAGGAUACCAAAGUUCGAGUUUUGGAUGUUCAAAGAAAAGGUUUGUAUGCAGUCCAUAUUACUGAAGAGCCAAUUGAAAGUGGAACAUCUGUAUCUCUCGAAGUUGAUUGGAAGAGAAGACUAGACCACAUGCAACAGCAUACCGGACAACAUCUACUAUCAGCAAUCUUAGAUAAGUAUGAUUUACCGACUUUAUCAUGGAACAUGGGUGAAAUGGUCAAUUAUAUCGAGGUCCCUCGCAAAAUCACACCAGAGGAAAUCGUGGAGGUCACCGAGAAGGUAAACCACGAGAUAUUUAACAAUACUCCUAUCAACGUCGACACUCCAAAGAGUGAGAGUGAAGGAGUUAAUUCUGAGAAGGGGGUGAUGCGGGUAGUGAAGAUUGGAGAUAUCGAUAACAAUCCAUGUUGUGGUACCCAUUUGGCCCAAGUUGGACAAGUAAAAAUGGUUGUUAUACUCGGACAAAUGAAUGGGAAAAAUGGAACUUCCAAGCUCAACUUCUUAUGUGGUGACAGGGUUUACAAAUACACGUCUCAGCUGUACGACAUCAAUAAGAGAUUGAUGAACAUCUUCAGUAGUAACAUGGAAGAAUUGCCAGAGAAGGCGGAAAUGGUCAUCAAGGAGGGGAAGAAAAGCCGUGCUAGAGAACGGAAUCUAAGUAAAGAGAUUGCCAUCCAAUUUGCGAAUAGAAUCAUUGAGGCAUUUCAAGAUAAGCAAUCUCCGAAAUCUGUUCACUACGUCUAUAGAGAGGAGGGAGACUUGGAAUUUAUAAAUAAGAUAAACGCCGAGUUGAAAAUCAUCCUAUCUGAACAUCCAGAUAAGUCGAUCGUACUUAUCUCCGGAGACGGGGCUAUUAUUGUCGUUGGACCUGCCAUGGACUCUAUCGUGCAAGAACUGAGAAAAAGGCUACCUACGCUUCGUGGAGGAGGGAAGAACGGUCGUUUCCAGGGUAAGGUUGCGUCAUACAAAGAACACGAAAUGCAAGCUGUAAUUGAAUAUCUGAAAGAGCUCUAG
Molecule: messenger RNA, 1266 nt
Organism: Pichia kudriavzevii
Lineage: Eukaryota; Fungi; Ascomycota; Pichiomycetes; Pichiales; Pichiaceae
Exons: 1
Coding region: 1-1266 (421 amino acids)
Biological process (GO): regulation of translational fidelity; alanyl-tRNA aminoacylation
Molecular function (GO): ATP binding; Ser-tRNA(Ala) deacylase activity; alanine-tRNA ligase activity
Source: RefSeq, a predicted model, not a curated record